UGCUCAGAUUUGACAACCAUGAGACAAGACCUGCACGCCAUGUCACUGGACAAACUGGCAGCAAUCAGGGAGAUCUGGGACAAGUGGGUGGAAUGGCUGCCUCUUAUGUACAACCCUGGUCCUGAGCUCACAGUGGUAAGACUGGUUCCUUUCAGAGAUCACAGUCCUUUCUGUGAGUACAUGACUAGCAAGCCAGGAAAAUAUGGAAUAAAGCUAAGGGCAGCCUGUAAUGCAUGUUCCAGUUAUGCUUGGAAUAUGCAAGUAUAUACUGGGAAGUCAGCUGGUGGAGCCCCGGAGAGAAAACAAGGCAUACACGUCGUAUUAGAGAUGACAGAAGGGCUAAGAGGACACAACGCACCACUUGCUCUGAUUGCAACAAGUGGGAGAGACGUCUUGUCUUCUAAGUUUGCUUUCACCCAUGACACCACUGUUGUCUCGUUUAUGCAAAAGAAGAACACGAAUGUCAUCCUUAUGAGCACAUUACAUAAGGUUGCAGAGGUCAGUGCUCAGGAGUACAGAAAACCAGCCAUCAUCCUUGACUACAAUGCCAAAGGAGGAGUGGACAACCUUGACAAAGUAACAGGCACAUACAGCUGCAAGAGGAGAACUGCCCGCUGGCCUCUCGCCAUAUUCCAUAUCAUCAUUGAUAUAUCAAUCUACCAUGCCUUUGUCAUAUAG
This is a messenger RNA of Mobula hypostoma (lesser devil ray), 678 nucleotides long. RefSeq names its product piggyBac transposable element-derived protein 4-like. NCBI's taxonomy places the organism in Eukaryota, Metazoa, Chordata, Chondrichthyes, Myliobatiformes, Myliobatidae. The record is from RefSeq and is a predicted model, not a curated record.